Molecule: messenger RNA, 1864 nt
Organism: Rhipicephalus sanguineus (brown dog tick)
Lineage: Eukaryota; Metazoa; Arthropoda; Arachnida; Ixodida; Ixodidae
Gene: Coq6
Product: ubiquinone biosynthesis monooxygenase COQ6, mitochondrial
Exons: 14
Coding region: 269-1711 (480 amino acids)
Biological process (GO): ubiquinone biosynthetic process
Cellular component (GO): mitochondrion
Molecular function (GO): FAD binding; 2-octaprenyl-6-methoxyphenol hydroxylase activity
Source: RefSeq, a predicted model, not a curated record
GCGGUGUUGCGGUGGCUAGGGGCGUCGCACGAGUUUCCCAGAGGUGUCCAAUUUACUCGCGUACUUCUUCGUUUGUUGUAAUAGUUAGCGGCUGGUUGUGCACAGAAAACUCAAGAGUGUGAGGAAGCGUUUGUCGGGGGUGGUAUGCGAGAGUGAUCAGUCUUGUACGUACGAGUUUUCGAGCCGUACAGGGAAGAAAUCAACCGUGAGGUCGCCGAUUCCGGCGAUCACCUUUCAUAACUGCGUCGCAUCCUUUAGCGCCGCGUCAAUGCAGUCGAUCGUCUCACUUCGGCGUUGCCGGCGCCUGAUGUCGCCAGGUUCUCGCCGCCUUCUAAGAACGUCGCCUGCCUGUCUGGAUGCCGACGAAGACGAUGCGUCCGACCUCACGAAACAGCGCUGGGACGUGGUCAUCUCGGGAGCUGGGCUCGCUGGAGCCGCUCUAGCUUGUGCAUUGGGGACAUCGGAGGCAUUUGCGAACAAGCGCGUGCUGCUCAUAGACAGGCGUCAACUCCGCUCGGAUCACGACGAGGAGAAUUGGAGCAACCGCGUGUACGCAUUGACUCCCGGAAGCAGGAGCUUCUUGCAAGCCCUUGGUGUGUGGGAGAUGCUGCCCAAGUCCAAAGUGCAGACCAUCAAGCGAAUGCGAGUUUGGGAAUCGCACUCCACUGCCUCCAUCGCCUUCUUCGGACGCACACUGGCCAAUGAAAUUGCAUUCGAUGUCGACAUGGGCAACCUUGCAGAUGCACUUUAUCGCCGGCUGGCACAGCUGCCCUCACAAGUGGUGCGUGUCGUCUCUGGAGUCAAGGUGAUGAACUAUGAGCUGCCAACAUUGGAAAGGCAUGACCCUAUAGAUCCUUGUCCACCGGUCAGAAUACAGGUGCUUGGAGAAGACGAGCCACUGGAAACCUCCCUUUUGGUGGGAGCGGACGGCUUCAACUCGCAAGUUCGCAAGAGCAUGGCUGUCAGGUGCCUCCAAUGGAACUACAACCAAAAGUCCAUCAUUGCCACCGUGAAACUGUGCGAGCCAGUGGACAAUACGGUGGCCUGGCAACGAUUCCUUCCAAACGGUGUGGUGGCCCUGCUGCCGCUCGACUCCGAACACUCUUCAUUGGUGUGGACAGUGAGAUCGGACCUGGCUGAUAAACUGAUGCAGCUGCCCGAGGACAGCUUCGUGGAUGCCCUCAACAAGAGCCUCUGGGGUGAAGGCAGGCAAAUGCCCCUGGUCAACACAGCCCUCUCCACAUUUGCGUCUGCACUUCAGAGGUUUGGCAUCGCGCCCCCUGCAUGCAGCGAUGCCCCAAUGCGCAUCCUCUCACUAGUGCCAGCGAGCCGGGCCACCUUCCCUCUGGGUCUGAGCUAUGCUGCCCACUAUGUACUACCCCGGGUAGCCCUCAUCGGUGACGCUGCCCAUCGAGUGCACCCAAUGGCUGGUCAGGGUGCGAACCUUGGCUUUGGUGACGCCCAGGAACUGGCUCAGCUCUUGGUUGAGUCUGUGUAUAAUGGAGAGCCAAUAGUGAGCUUCGACACGCUCUUACGGUACGAGACGUUGCGCCAGCGGCACACGGUGCCCUUCUUGUUGGCCAUUGAGGCUUUGGUUGGGCUGUACCGUUUCAACCUGCUGCCUGUGGUGGCUGCCCGCAGCCUGGGACUGCAGCUCAUCGACUCCUGGGUCGGUCUCAAGGAAAGGAUAGUUGAUCGUGCAUCAUAUUGAGUGAGGUUGCAAGCAGUCUGCCUGCAUAGGCAUUUUGUACAGAAUGAUCACAUAUGAGAACCUAUGGGUAAAUAUCUUUCACAAACGGUGAAGUGUUAAUUAAAGAAUGGCGAAUUACUGAUUAUUGUGGUGCUUAUUUUCUUGUCAUUCUUU